Salvia splendens (bonfire salvia) is the source of this 2984-nucleotide messenger RNA. Its product is annotated as cysteine-tryptophan domain-containing zinc finger protein 3-like. The record is from RefSeq and is a predicted model, not a curated record. The transcript is spliced from 8 exons. Bases 896 to 1921 code for a protein of 341 amino acids. NCBI's taxonomy places the organism in Eukaryota, Viridiplantae, Streptophyta, Magnoliopsida, Lamiales, Lamiaceae.
ACAGACUACCCCCACCGCCCCUUCUUCUAUAUCCCUCAAUUUCAGUCUCUAUGCAUUAACAAAAAACACACACACACACACUUAAAAUUAACUAAAAAAACAACUAGUCAUAUUGAGAAUCGCUUCGAUCGUUGCUAAAUUCAUGCGAAAAAUUGAUUCUUUUCUAUUACGCCCACUCUUUGCCGUUUAGGAGUUUAUUGCAAAUACAUUUGGUACACGUGUUCUUUUGUGAAUGGUGGUGAUCAACCAGUGUCUUGGCUUUUAAUUUCAAGGAAUUGGGAGGGAAUUUUGAAGUGUUUGUUAUUAGGUUUUUUGUGGGUUUUGUGAGUGCUUUUUUGGGUUAAAGUUUGGUUCUUUGAUUGGGAAGGUGAUUAUGCUGGAUUUCAGGAUAGAGGUUGGGUUUGGGUUUGGGAGAAUUUGAGCACUUUGGGGUGAGGUUUAGGGUUAGAGUUCUGGGUUAUUUGUGGCCCAGGAUGGUUCAGGAGCCUGAGCUUGAUCAAGGAGAGACUUGCUAUUACAGUGAUGAUGCUACUACUGAUCCUGAUGUAGCUCUCUCUUACAUUAAAGAUUUCGAAGGUGGAGUUUGUGCGGAAAAUUUGGGGGAAAAAUUUGGUGGGUAUGGUUCAUUUUUACCCACUUAUCAACGGUCUCCUUCAAUUUGGUCGCAGCCAAAAUCUCCACCAAGAGUUCAAAAGUCCCACUUGUCUGGAUCUCCUAAUGCCUGUCCGGAGGGACCCAACCCUAAAUCAGUCACACGUUUGACUCGGGGGGAUGAUGCAUCUUCCCCCAGUGUGCGCUCUAGCAGACAAAAGGCAACUUUAUCUUCUGGUAAAGUUUCCGAGACAUUCACAGGAAAAGUUGAACCUCCUUCUAGUAAGUUAGACAUUCCGCUGAGAUGAAAGGCUCGCCAGUGGAGUCGGUUUCUUCAUCUCCCAUGAAGAUGCUCUAUCAGAACCAGGUGUCACCAAUGAUGACCGAGACUGCAGGGAGAGUUGAUUUUAGGUUCGACGUUGCUUCAGUAAGCAGUGCGAAGAAACAGGAGAUGGAUAAGACUUCCAGAUUCGGCACAUUUAGGAGGAGAAAAUCUGGCCUAACCAUGGACAAUGGCUCGAAAAAUUUAGAUUCAAAGAACAAACCAAUUAAAGAGACAGCCAUUAACGACAAUGAUCAUGCACCCAAACAUGAAGUGUUGAGCAACAUGAGACAUCCUCUCUCCGGCGAUUUCAGCCUCGAGUCUGGUCAAAACAGUCCGGCUGUUGGUAAGAACAGUAUCCGAAAAUUGAAGGACAGCAGUAGUGAGAAGCAACCUAUACAGAGAGAACGUGAUAAAAAUGAGUCAGAAUUGAAUAAUCCCUGCAGAAGCAAUGCUGUGCAUCAGAGCCAUAAACACGAUCCUCCAACAAGAAUAGAGCCAAGUUCCGCUCUGAUGGAACCGUGGAGUGGAAAGGUCCGCAUUGACCUGCGUCAAGGACAAGACGCAGUUCUUCCUAGCAAACAAGCAUCAGGGCCAUUGGGUCCCUUUAAAAAGAGUCCUAUGGACUCAAGACCCCACAAUGAGUCUGUACCUGGCGAUACAUCAAAAUAUCGAAAAGGCACUACUAACGAAAACGUCAUUAAUAAAGAAGCAGAGAAACGAUCUUUACCUCUAGAUGCAAGCCUUUGGAACAAGAAUGUCUCUAGUGCUGCUGCUUUGAAAGAAGCUGAAGGCAUCCUAAAAGAAGCAGAAGAACUUAGCACCCAUGCUGAUCUAAUCAAGAGUUCUGGUUUUAGCUCUGAAAGUAAUUAUGAAUACUUUAAAGCUUCGCUAAAGUUUCUUCACGGAGCUUCACUUCUGGAAGUCUGUGAUGCAGAGCCUAGCAAACAGAUGGAGACGAGUCCAAUGCAAAUGUAUGGUGCUGCUGCCCAACUUGCAAGUGAGUAGAUACUCAGAACUUGAGUCCUUUGCAGCUUCUCAUUCUGUGGCAAACCUUUUUUGAUAUAUUAUUAGGGUAAGACCUGCAAUGGAAGGGAAGAAUAUGUGCAAGUGAAUAUGAAAAAGGCCAUGAAUUUCCCUUUGCUGCUUUGGCAUAUAAAUGCAUGGAGGUGGCUUACCUGAAGGUAGUUUAUUGCAAAAGCUCAUCAGCAUGCAGAUUUUGCCAAGAUUUGCAAUCGAGUCUGCAAAUGGUUCCACAGGGUGAAUCUCCGUCAUCUUCCCCUUCUGAUGUUGAUAACUUGCAUAAUUUUGCAAUGGCGGACAAGGCCGCAUUGUCUAAAGGCAGUGGCCCUCAUGCUGCAAAUCAUGUUAUAGUGCCUCGCAAUCGCCCCAACUUUGUCCGGUUGCUUGAUUUUACGAAAGAUGUGAAUUCUGCAAUGGAAGCUGGCAAGAAAUCGCAGGAUGCGUUUGCAGCCGCCCAUGUCGAACUCAAAAAGUCUCAGAACAGAGACGCGAUUGAUUCAAUCAAGAGAGUUAUUGACUUUAGUUUUCAAGAUGUAGAGGAAUUCGCACGUUUGGUACGGCUUUCGUUUAGCUCCAUCAACCACCAAGGUGUUCGUGGCGAUAGAGACAAGUCGAGAUACGCACACUCUUCUAUCCCUGGCGCUACUGAAUCGGGUGAACAAAAAGAAAACGCAUAACGGCUAAUUGUAUACAAAAUGGGAUCACUUUCUCCAUACUUGUAAAAUCAUUUUUGAUUGCUUUUCUUUUCUUUUCUUCACAAGAUUAGGGCUCGAAACCCCGAUGUAAUGUCGGCCAGGAACGGAUUUUGUGAGCGUUAAAGCCACGAGAUUCGGAGCCCGAAUGAGAGGGCAGUUUAGAUAUUGUAGGUUAUAUAAAAGACUGAUAGUAUAGAUGAAUAUAGCCUUAGUGAAAUUUGACAUGUCAAUAUAGCUAGUUAUCACAGUCCAAAUAUUUAUAAACAUUUCAUCACCUUCCAAAUAUUUUGAUGUAUAUUUUUGUAUUAGUAACGUUCAUUCAAAAUCUAUAAAAAAAUCAGAAGCAUUGUUAA